Molecule: messenger RNA, 997 nt
Organism: Plectropomus leopardus (leopard coralgrouper)
Lineage: Eukaryota; Metazoa; Chordata; Actinopteri; Perciformes; Serranidae
Source: RefSeq, a predicted model, not a curated record
AUGCUGAGCGGAGCAGCGGAUGACCGGAGGAAGGGGCGCUUUUCUAGGAAAAACCAGAACACAGCUCUUUUAUAAUCGCAUUUUCAAACCCAACUUUGGUGCACACUGAGGGAUUUUCCCCUGUUACUUAUAGUAUUUAGCUGUGGAAGCGCUGUCCUGGAUGCAGACUGAGCGGAUUGCGGCAAUCAAAGCGUCCUGAGUGAUCGGAGCUCAGCAGCAGCAUCUCAUUGUAUGAAAUGCGUCACCGUGAUCCUGUUCUCCCAUUUACUCAUAUCGGCUCCCCACUCACGGACUGUUCCCCGCACUGACAAUUUCAUCAGGUAACCACAUGCGCGGGCCGGUGUCACCGCGCUGAGCCCGGAGAGCACGAAGGGUACUGGGGUCAGAGAGACACGAGUGGCCGGUAAAAGUGGACCGGAUGACAACCAGAACCUCAGAGGCCUCGGGACUGCCGGUGCCGCUGCACCGCUGUCACGGGCAUUUCCAGGCCAAUAACGGCACCUGCGCGGAGCAGCUCAGCUUUUUUCCACCGUUCUCCUCCACCCUCGCGCUCCUCGUGCUGGUGGCCGUGCUCGUGGGGAUCAUCCUCGUUUCCCUGGCAACGUUCCACUUCCACAAGAGGAAGCUCCGGAAUAGGAAGAUCCAGCGCGCGCAGGAGGAAUACGAGCGCGACAGUCGCAGCCCCGCGCGCGGUGCCGGAACGAGCGGGGAGCCCGCGAGGCCGUGCAUCAUCGUCCGACCUGUGAGAUGUGAGGAGAAGCUCUCGUGCCAGAGCGCGGAGAGCGGCGGGGACGCCACGGAGGGCAAACAGGUGCUGCACGAGACAGUUCCUCUUGACUGUUAACUUAGUGCAACCAGAGUGCCCCAGGGAUGACGUUUUUCUGUAGGCCAACCCGGAAGCCAACGUUGCCCUGGUUCCCUCGUCAAAAAGCCUAUGGGAUUUUUCCAAUGACGCUGGAGUUAGCUUCUGAUUCACAGCUUCUGAUUCAGCAAUUAA